This is a messenger RNA of Sclerotinia sclerotiorum 1980 UF-70, 1614 nucleotides long. RefSeq lists its product as hypothetical. The record is from RefSeq and is a predicted model, not a curated record. Gene Ontology annotation, molecular function: single-stranded DNA 3'-5' DNA exonuclease activity; single-stranded DNA binding. Lineage: Eukaryota; Fungi; Ascomycota; Leotiomycetes; Helotiales; Sclerotiniaceae. The transcript is spliced from 5 exons. Gene Ontology annotation, biological process: resolution of meiotic recombination intermediates. Bases 1 to 1614 code for a protein of 537 amino acids.
AUGCCGCCUUCAGCUUUGUCAUACCCGUCAAUUCAGAGUUUUUUUCAGAAAGAGGUUGGAUUGGAUAUGAGGGGGGAGGAUGGUUUGAGGGGACGGGGAGAGCGGAGAGGGGGCGAUGGUUUUUCUAAAGAUGUGGGGGAGUGUGGGGGGAGUGUGGAGUUUGAGGGGGGUGGUUGGAGGAGGGAUGGGGGUGAUGGGGGUGAUGGGAUCGUGGGACGGGGGAAUGGGAGGGAUGCAGGGAAUGGGGGUAAUGGGGAAGAAAAAUUUGGUGGUGGUGGUGGAGAUGGAGGUGGAGAUGGAUUUACGGAAGAAGAAUUAAUUGAGGCGGUGGACCCUUUGACUAGAAAAUGGAAUCCAAGUAGGGAGUAUGAGAAUCUUGGGGUGGGAGAGCUUGUUCCUGGACCAAAAGCAGUUACUUUCAUCGGAAGAGUAGUUAGUUUUACUACAAUCAUUGGUAAAAGUGCGAAACAACCUAGGGCUAGAGGAUGGCAUUAUACUGGAGUUAGAGGAGAAGGAGGUGUUGUUUCAGUAAAACUCUACUUCGCAAAUCAACCUUACCCCUUAAAACUAGGUCAACUUCUCUCAAUCUGGACAGCCUUCAUAUCUGAUACAUCCAAAUCCGAUGGUGCUCCAACAUCUGGUAUUCUUGUCUGCGCAAAUCUAUUCCCUGGUCGCAAUACUAGUGAUCAUAUUAUGAUCCAUACUCAUUCUGGAGCUUCAGAUGUUUGUCGUAUCCCCCUAGGUUAUAUCAAAGGCGAACCAUUACCCGGACUCAUGACAAUUGAAGCAUAUUUAAAUGGAGGAUAUGAUGGAAUAUUAGAUAUCAAACUCCUAGUUUGUGUAAAGAGUAUCGGAGCAAGAAAAAAGAUCAUUAAAAAAGAUGGAGGAGAAUCAGAUCUUAUUGAAGUUAUCCUCUUCGAUCAUACCGGUGAAACGAAAAUGAAAUGUUGGUCCGAUUUAAUCGAAAGUGUUAAGGAAUGGCAACCGGGAAAAUCAAUCCUUCUUAUUUCAAAUCCGAUGCAUAAGUUGGAUUAUGGUGGAAAAGGAGUAAUUGCUUUUGGAAGAAAUACAAUGGUGGAUGUAGAACCCGAAUUUCCUGAUGCAAUAUGGUUGAAGAAAUGGGCAAUAGGAUUAUUGAGGAAAGAAAGUAUAGGAAUUACUUUUCCUAGUGAGGUAUGGGGAGAAGAAGAAGUAGAAAAAGCGAUUUAUGGAUCUGGGAGUGCACUUUUUAGUUUAAAGGAUAUAGAUGAAAGAGUUAGAAGUGGUGAUGGAGAAGGAUUUACUGGCUGGAUUAAUGUGGUUAUAUUGGAAAUGGCUCUGGUUAAAUGUUGGAGAAGAAAUAUGUUAUUGUGUACAGAGUGCUGCGGUAUCCCAAUUUACUCCAAUACCCCUGUGACACCCUGUCCACAUUGCAAGAAAUCCCUAACACUAAAACUUAAUUCUAAAAUCAUCACGACGCUACUCGAUGAAUCGGGUUGUGUUAAUGCGGGAAAAUUGGUUUGGAGUGAGAAAGCGUGGAGAGAGUUGUUGGGGAGGAAUAUAGAGGGACUUUGUGAGAUGCGGCUUGAGGAGGUUAGGUUGUUGGAGUGGAGGAUGGGGGGGGUUGAGGGUUAG